AUGCAAUCGAAUCCCCACACAACAAUACCUCAAAGUCUUGAAGGGCGAAGUUCUGAUACGAACCGACGACAAAGCAUCGAAAGGGGAAGCUCUGCCGCACAGAGACGACAAAGCUACGAGGAAGCUCGUCUUCAGCGAAGACGUACUAUGGAAUCCGAACUUGGUGCAAUGGAAGCAGAAUCCAUAGGUGAUGCACUUCCAGAAGGGUUCAAGGGGGAAGGAUUGACAGAGAAAGCGUUUCCCGUCAUUGUGACAAAGUCUCGUAAGUACGUUCCAAUCAUAUUGAAUUUAGUUCACGGGGCGAUAUGGGGGGUGUUGGUACGGAAAGGAUUGAUACAAUUGACUACAUACAAUGGAUCUUACUUAUCUGGAGUCAUUUGGGCAAAUUUUACCGCUUGCGUAGUUAUGGGAUUGGCAGUUGAUGGUGAAGGAAUAUGGAUGGCGCUAUUGGAGAACAAAACUUAUACUGCCAAAGGUGCAAUCCCUCUAUACAUGGGUAUCACGACUGGAUUUUGCGGUACGGUAUCCUCAUUCUCAACCUUCAUAUUGGAUGCAUUCAAUGCAUCAGCCAACACCGCAAUUGGUAAGCACUAUCAAUACCCCAACAGAGCAUACGGAAUAAUGGAGUUUUUCGCUGUUGUCUUGGCACAAUUGGGGCUUUCCAUGAUGGGAUUUUACAUUGGCAAACAUCUACUGCAAGUCAUUGAUACAUACGCUGUGCCAAUGAGCGAAAAAGUUUAUCGCGCAUUGGAGUUGUUAUCAAUGGCUCUCGGCGUCUCUUUAGUCAUCAUCACUUGCUUUUUGAUCGGGUUUAAAAAUCAUGGAUCCUGGAGAAGCUGGACUUUUGCCAUGCUUUUUGCUCCCUUUGGCGCAAUACUACGGUUCUACUUGUCAAAAUAUCUCAACGCAAAAGUUAAAAAUUUCCCUAUGGGAACGUUCACCGCAAAUAUUGUAGGAACAUUGCUUCUUGCCAUUUUUACACUCAUUGGAAGAGGCAAACUUUCUCUGGGUGGAAGAAUCAAUCCACAUGAAAUGGGUUGCCAUGUUUUGAAUGGCUUAGAUGACGGGUUUUGCGGAGCAUUGACCACAGUGAGUACCUUUAUCGCGGAAUUGUUUGCGUUGAAAACACUCCACAGCUAUAGGUAUGGAAUAGCGUCGGUCGCGGUAGGUGGUCUUUCAAGCUUCAAUUAUAAUUCACUUUGUCCAACUCCAAUUCGAAUUCAUACGUUUUAUCGCACUGUACACUUUACUACCAUGUCGGAAGAAAUUCAAAUCAAAAAUGCUAGUUUAGAAGAGUUGAGGGAUGUCCUUAUCAACAAAACCAAUAACAUCGCCUUAGCUGACAGAUUUAGAGCUUUGUUCAACUUGAAAUCGAUAGGAUCAGACAGCACUGACAAGGAGUCUGCGCACAAGGCAAUCAAGUACAUUGCAGAAGCUUUUAAAGAUGAUUCUGAAUUGUUGAAACAUGAAGUUGCUUAUGUCUUGGGCCAAACUAAGGAUUUAUAUGCUGCUCCAUUCUUGAGAGAUACAUUGACAGACAAUAAGCAACAAGUUAUGGUCAGACACGAGGCAGCGGAAGCUUUGGGAGCCCUAGGGGAUGUUGACUCCUUGCCGAUUUUGGAAGAUUAUUACAAGAACGACCCAUCAUUGGAAAUCAAACAAACUUGUGAACUCGCCAUUGAAAGAAUCAAGUGGGAAAAUUCCGAGCUAGCCAAAACUGAAAAAUUGGAGAAAUCAUUGUAUGAAUCGAUUGAUCCUGCGCCUCCAUUAGCCACUGACUCCAACACAUCUGCGGUUGAAAAACUACAGGACAUUUUGAAUGACCAGGAGAAACCAUUGUUUGAGAGAUACAGAGCCAUGUUUAGAUUGAGGGAUAUUGGAACCGAUGAAGCUUGUCUUGCGUUGGCAUCUGGGUUCACUGAUCCGAGCGCGUUGUUUAAGCAUGAGAUUGCUUAUGUUUUUGGUCAAUUGUGCAAUCCAGUCACUGUGCCAUCGUUGAUCAAAGUGUUGAAAGACGAAAAGGAAGCAGGCAUGGUCAGACAUGAGGCAGCUGAAGCUUUGGGAAGUAUCGCUACCGACGAAUGUUUACCCGUGUUGAGAUCUUUCCUCAACGAUCAGGAACAAGUUGUGAGAGAUUCUGCCAUUGUUGCUUUGGACAUGUACGAGUACGAAAAUUCAAACGAGUUGGAGUACGCAACUGUAAAUUAG
This is a messenger RNA of Lodderomyces theae, 2208 nucleotides long. RefSeq names its product deoxyhypusine monooxygenase. The transcript is spliced from 2 exons. The coding region runs from base 1 to 2208 and encodes 735 amino acids. Gene Ontology annotation, cellular component: membrane. NCBI's taxonomy places the organism in Eukaryota, Fungi, Ascomycota, Pichiomycetes, Serinales, Debaryomycetaceae. The record is from RefSeq and is a predicted model, not a curated record. Gene Ontology annotation, biological process: peptidyl-hypusine biosynthetic process. Gene Ontology annotation, molecular function: deoxyhypusine monooxygenase activity.